GAUUUUCUGUGUCUAUUUUCAAGUGUUUUUUUCCCUUAGUUUUAGUCUUAAUUUUAUUGACUUCUUAACACCCAUAAUGGUUUUGGAUAGGCUAAUCUAAAUUUAAAUUAAAAGAGGGUAUUUAAUGUAAGUUUUUUUAACGUGAAAGAUAAAAAUGCGGUUUCUCGGGCCAAACAACUAUUCCGUGAAGAUUAUUGCAGUGUAAUGUGUGUUAAAUGUAGAAGACAUGGAAAAAUAGGUGAAAAUGGUUGCAUUGGUGGAAGCUGGAGUAGUUGAAAAACCUCAGUCCUCUGAUUCGGAAGACGAAUUUAUUAUUAGAAAGAAACAUUCCUCUAACAGGCUGGUUGACAGUGACAGUGAGGAAGACCAUAUCUCUGCAGCGAGAACACUUGAACAAGAUGCUUCCUCAGGUUCCUCUAGGGAUGGUGACGCAGCUUCAGUCAAAAAGAAAAAACGAAUUUUAGUUAUGGAUGAAAGUGAACCAGAUGAUGAGGAGGAUAAAAGCAUAACAAAACAAAGUGAAUAUUUGAGGAAAAGUUCUGGGAAGUCCAUCGAGGAGUCAAGAAAUGAUGACGUAUCUUCUCCAAAGGUAAACUUGACCUGGUACAAGGACAGCAAGCUCUAUGAUGCUGAAGGGUCUGAUGAUGAAACACUUGAAGCUACCCACAAAAAUAUUUCCAAUGAUGAAGCUAGCUCUCAAGACAAUGAAGCAACCUUUGUGGAGAAAAAAAAAAGUCAAAGACCAAAAUCACGUAGCAAAAGUACCAAAAAGCUGCAGAAAGCGGACAAGGCGGAGGUACAGAAGAUCUUCAGCGAGAGGCAGCGCAUGCUGCGCGAGGCCAGUGUGUCGCUGCCCUACCACAAGCCGCGCCAGCGCACCCUGGCAGAGUUCCUGCAGCGCCGCCGGUCCCUCCCGCCCGUUCCCAAGUCACUCAAAGUCUCCACCGAGACGAUGAAGGAGAUUUGCAAGCAGUUAGAAGAGCGUGAGAAGGAAGUGAAAGAGUUUUUUAAGUCUGAGUCUGAAGACUCGGAUGCAGACAAACCACCAGAUGAUAGUAGUGCUGAUGGAGUGGAUCAAGACACACACAAUAAACUGUGUACUGAUGGUGAUAAAAUGCCCGAAGAUGGAAAUAAGGAAUCUCCUAAAAAAAGAGAUAUGGCUGAAGAAAUAUUUAGUGCUGAUAAAUGUCAAAUAAAUGAAGUUGUCAAAGAUAUAAUUAGAUAUGAUAUUGAAGGGAAGCAUGUUAAAAGUUUAAGAGGAACUGAUAAUGUAACCAGUGUUACAGUAUUGGAGGAGGCUGUCCAAAAUGAGUCUCACAUUCAGGAUAAUAGUAAGAGCCUAAUGAAUGGAUUACAAAAUGUUACUCUAAAACUGUUUGGUUCAUGUGUUGGUAACAUUAGCUCUGAUUGUGGGAAAGAUUCAGCUGUGGACAUGCAAGCAAUUGGUGCAAAAACCUCACUAAAUGAAGAUAUUGCCAACACAGUUAUUACUCGUACCUCAAACGAAAGUACUUUCAAACCAAGCAUGUCUGAAAGCUCACAAGUGGCUCAGGACUGUGUGUACGAUAAAUCUGUCAUGAAUAGUUCCCAUUUUAAAGAGCCUAUACAGGCUGUCAUUCCUGAAAAGCCCAUGAGCACAGACCUCAGCAGUCAAGGUUUAGUGUUGCAGAUGACGGAAGAAUUGGAAAGCAGUGAACAGUCGCUUGAGCCUCCUUCACCAUGGAAGGUGAGUGAACAAAUACAGAAAAGUAACACUGUAUCCAUCAGAGAAAACUCUAAAGUUUUUGGAAACAGCAGCAAAGAAUCAGAAGUUAAAACAGUUGAAAUUAAAGAUUGUAACAUUGAAAAUAUAUCUGUUACACCAAGUUCACCUUGUCCUAUUGGUGGCAAAGAUGAUAGAGCUAAUGUUUGUGUUUUGAAUGCAGCGAAAAACAGUCAGCCCCCCAAUACUGUAGAUCAAGAAGUUUCAUUGAAUGGGAAUCUUGUGUGUAACAGUUCAAAAAAUAUAAAUAAUUGUGAAGAAUUUGCUACGUCUGAUGAAGACAAUUCUCAAAGUGGGAAACAUUCAACCAGUCCUGGAUUAAAAGAUGAAGUUAAUCUUUCAGAACCUAUUUGUGGAGGUUUGAGUGAGAAUGGUGGAGAUUCUAGCCCUGAAUUCCAUGAGGAACCUAACCAAAAAACUAAUAAAAGCAUAGAUAAGAAUAGCCUUGCUGUUUUGGGGGAUUCUUUAAAUUUCCGACCUCGUCUGAUAGGUGACUCAACAGACAUCAUAGACCUAGAAGUUGUUCCAAAGCCUGCUGGAGUCAGAAAACUCAUUGAGAGAUUCAUGAAGCAUUCUUCUACCAAGAAAAAACUACAACAGAAAAAGCAGGUUGUAGAGCUUGGAGUGGUGAGUGCGGAGACGGGGCCGGACGGCGAGCGGUCGGUGAGGAAGGAGGUGCUGUCCGUGACCCUCGGCGAGGACGAGAGCGAACGCGAGGACCUGCAGCUGGCCCGGCCGGGCGCCAAGUUCCGCCGCCUCCAGGAGGGGCUCCUGCAGCAGAUGGCCAGGCAGCGCGGGGAAGAGUGGACCAAGAGGGCCGAGGGGGCAGCUGCUACAGAUGACAAGGGUCAUUGCAGUCCAUAUGAAGAUGAAGUGGAAGAAAUGGAAGAAGAAAUUUCUGAAGAAAGUGAGAGUGAAGAUGAACAAGAGGAGGAGGAGGAAGAUUUACGCAUUAUGAAGAUACGUGAAAAGAAGAGAACAAAAAGUGCAUUUGUCGAUGAUGAGGCAGAGUUAUCUGACGAAGGAAAUGCUGCUGAUGUGUCAUCAGAUGAAGAUGAAGAUGAUGAAGAUUUAGCCAGUUCUGAAAAGGAUGAUAUUGAAGAGAAUGCUGAAUCUGAAGUAAUAUUGCCCAGUAAUCCAGUAUCACAAUCUAAAUCAAGAUUCCACAGACUGAAGACACUCAACAUGUUCGGUUCAAAUGGUGACAGUAGUGGUGAUGAGGACAUUGAGGACACCUGUCCAAUCCCUGCAUAUCAGCCAGGAGGAGGAAUUAAGAGUGGCGGCGCUCCCCUCAGCGAGGAAAAAUCAUCACAGCAUCACUUCCUGUCACCAAUCUUCAGCCUACCAGUUAGAUCUAAUCGAGCCUCCAGUGUAAAAUCGGCUGCAGCCACCCCGGGCACUCCAAGCUCUCGCCAGACGGCAUCCUCGGCAGAGAACACUCCCCUCACGAGCGAGGCUCGAGGCCAGAGCCGCCUCCACCUCACGCAGAAGAAGCUGUUUGCAGAGCUAGAACCCGCAGACACUCAGGAAAACAUGGCUGAGCUCUUGGAUCUCUGUUCGGGGAAAUUUGAUGAUGUUCCGAGAAACAAAAUUGAAACAUUGGUUAAUCAAACCAGUCCAACAGACCAAUUUUCAGAGUUGCUUGGGCUGUGUUCAGGUAAAUUUGAGAGUCAAGUGGCACAGGUGGCAAGCCUGGAAGAAAAAGACGAGUGGAAGGACACUACGGAUUCCUACCAGCUGCCAGGGGACUCCCAGGACCUCCACCUGACUCUCUCUGAGGAUGUCCUGUCUCCGGUCAAACUUGAUAGACGUAUGGAAGAAAUUACUCCACAGCGAACACUAAACCUUUCAUCAUCUGAUUGUGAAGAAGACUCAAUGUUGGAAAAAAGUUUAACAAAGAAAAGAAAAUCCAAACAUUUUCACAAGAAACUAGCUUUUUCAGAUGACGAAGGCGAGCAGGUGAGCGCGCGCCCUUCAGCCACAGACUCGUCGGACGACGAGGGGGCUGGGGGCGGGUUGCUGCGCCCCGACGUCGUGGCGUACGACUCGGAGGAGAACGAGGUGGUGCCGGCGGCGGAGAAGGCGCGGUCGAUGGCCGAGUUCUUCGAGCAGGAGGCGGAGCUGUCCGAGUCGGAGUGGGGCAGCGCGGAUGAGGACGAGAGGGGGCUGGAUCGCCUGGAGUCGGAGGACGGGGACGAGGAGCAGCUGGACAGCAAGGCAGUGAAGGAGCAGCUCGACAGGAUCCACAUGCGGAGAAUGAUGGAUGAUGACAACAGAGAAGUGAGACUAUUGCAAGAGUUGUUGUUUGAGGAUGGUGAGCUGCACUCUGAAGGCAGUGGUAGACAAAGGAAGUUUCAAUGGAAAAACAUUGACAAUCUUGAUGAGAACUAUCAGCCAAAUAACCCCGACGAUGAGGAUGUGUAUGAUGUUGAUGACGAAAACGAGGAACAGUGGCGUCGGAUGAGGCAUGAACGAGAGAAGUUUUUAUUGGAGCAGCAGGCAAAGGGAGCUGUUGCCGACAGCACCAUGCCUGAGGAUGAGGACAGUAAGUUGAUGAAGCUGGGGAAGGCUGCCCUGAAGAGAAUUCGCAAUUGUAACUCCCAAGAUGUGGUACAGGAGAAAAAAAAAGAGAUCAAACGUUCAGAUUCAGAGCCUGUUGUUUCACCUGAUCCAAAACGGCAGUUCCAGUUGCUUGUGAAACGUGGAUCAUUUCUUGCUCGAGGAGAAAUAGCACUUGCUAGGUUGGCACAACUGACAAGGAGAGAUGCAGAUCAAAACAUCAAUGGCCCCAAAAAUUCGAGAAAAUUUGUAUUUGCAACAAUAAGUCCAGAAAAGGAAGAGAAUGGAAAGAAAGAGGUGACUGAGGCUAAGGUCCAGAAGCGUAGAUCUGUGGGAGUUACACCACCAGUAAUUAAGAGGUUGAAAUUAUCAGAGGAAGUCACAAAGGGGCGUUGUCUACUAGACCAUUUAGUGCCAUGAAAAUACAAUGUUUUAUUCCUUAAUUUUGUAUGUAUGUAUUUGUAAUUAUAUGUAUUUAUUACUACAGUGACUUUUUUUAUUAAAAUGAUGUUUGAUUUUUAAA
Bacillus rossius redtenbacheri is the source of this 4844-nucleotide messenger RNA. Its product is annotated as claspin. Gene Ontology annotation, biological process: mitotic DNA replication checkpoint signaling; mitotic G2 DNA damage checkpoint signaling; activation of protein kinase activity. Gene Ontology annotation, molecular function: anaphase-promoting complex binding. The record is from RefSeq and is a predicted model, not a curated record. The transcript has 18 exons. Lineage: Eukaryota; Metazoa; Arthropoda; Insecta; Phasmatodea; Bacillidae. The coding region runs from base 245 to 4741 and encodes 1498 amino acids.